Molecule: messenger RNA, 1524 nt
Organism: Marasmius oreades (fairy-ring Marasmius)
Lineage: Eukaryota; Fungi; Basidiomycota; Agaricomycetes; Agaricales; Marasmiaceae
Exons: 8
Coding region: 20-1504 (494 amino acids)
Biological process (GO): protein insertion into mitochondrial outer membrane
Cellular component (GO): SAM complex; outer membrane
Source: RefSeq, a predicted model, not a curated record
AAUCUCCUUGCUUACGCUCAUGGACGAGGAAGAACCAAACUCUCUUUGGACUCUCAAGCCCCCGCUUCACAGUUCUUCCCAUCCAAGAGACAAGGAACCGAUAGAAGUCCAAAAACUGAGGAAAUGGCAGGAAGAACGCGUCAACAGAAGGCUACGAGGGGACUACGAAUCUUCUGUCUUCAAGCUCUCCGACCUGAUUGCUAGCAACUUAGCACUGCCUCUUCGAAUUGCAGACGUACGCGUCGAGGGUGCCAACAAGACUCGGGCUUCAUUCCUGGGCUUCCUCAUCAACCCACUACUCCCUUGCAACACAGGGAACCCAGAUACUGCCGACUUAGAAUCAGUACUAUAUACGACUAGGAGUAUAGGAGAUGUUCUCAAGCGAACCGAUAUAUUCCAUGCAGUGGAAGCCCGCUUAGAGCGCGCCAAAGAUGUACUUAGCUCUCCAGAGGCGGUAGAUAUUGUAUUCAAAACACGAGAGAAGGGCAGAUUGUUCCUAAAGACGUCGACCGAGCUUGGAAAUAAUGAGGGUAAUGCUAGUGCUACAGUACGCCUUCGUAAUGUUUUCGGCGGAGCAGAAGCCCUCGAGGCCAAUAUGUCUCUCGGAACAACUACAAGGAAGUCAUUUCAUGCCUCAUUCUCAGCCCCAAUAACGGCGGAUCUUGAGACAUUCGCCGAGUUGACGGCAUUCGGUCUGCAGAAAGACCUUUCAGGCUUUGCUAGUUGUUCCGAGGCUCUACGAGGCGUAAAGGCGCUUGUCAGGCGUGGUGACUUUCCUACAGGUUCACAUGAAAUCAUUUAUGAAGCUGUACUGAGGAAUAUUGGAUCUCUUACUCCCACCGCCUCUUUCAGUAUUCGAGAGGCAGCCGGACAAACAACAAAGUCUUCUUUUUCGUACACUUACACGCUCGAUACCCGCGACGAUCGAAUUAGUGCUACCCGCGGUUUCUACACGAAAUGGACUCAGGAACUGGCCGGCUUCGGGGGAGACGCAUCGUUUUACAAAGCUGAAGCCGAGAAUCAUAUCUCAAGGCCGAUAAUGCCAGGCGUCUUCCUCUCAUUUUCAGCUUGUUCAGGGCUAUUAUGGGAUAUCGGCCGUACAAGUCUAUUCUCUGAUAGAUUUCAACUGGGCGGGCCACUCUCUGUGCGUUCGUUCAGACAGAACGGCCUAGGACCUCGCGAUGGCUCGGAUUCUCUAGGAGGAGAUCUCUAUUGGUCUGCUGGCCUCAGUCUCGUGUCUGACAUUCCGAACAAGCCUCAUUGGCCGAUAAAAGCUCAUGCCUUCCUCAAUGCGGGACGAUUGGACCGACUGGACAAAUCUCGUAGCCUGUUAGAAAAUGUGAAACGCGCAGUUGAGCAACCUUCAAUUUCAGCGGGAGUAGGUUUGAUAUACCGUUUCGACCCAGUCAGAUUAGAAGCCAAUUUUGGAUUACCUCUCGUCGCCAACAAAACCGACGGAACCCGAAAAGGUCUUCAGGUUGGGAUAGGUUUAGAAUUUCUGUAAAUUUGUAGAUUGAAUGUUGG